CCUGAUUGCCUCCAACAGGUUUUUGGCUGACUAGAAGAGCAUUUAUUCCCCACCAGUUGUGUGUGAAGUUAUUGUUCUGAAGAUGAAGUUGUGUCAGCUAGAAGGUCUGAUUUUUGUGCUCAUCAUACAUGCUGCUGCAGCACAGCAGAGCUUCAGCAGCAAGUUUGGCUGCUACAAACCUCAGCCUAGAAAACCAAACUAUGGAGCCAAAACUGCAUCUCGUGCUCAUGAACUCCUGAACCUUGCUCACCUGCCAAAGUCCUGGGACUGGAGGAAUGUGAAUGGUAUUAACUAUGCCAGUACCACCCGUAACCAACACAUCCCUCAGUUCUGUGGCUCCUGUUGGGCACAUGGUAGCACCAGUGCUAUGGCAGAUCGUAUCAAUAUUAAGCGUGGAGGGGCAUGGCCAUCUGCAUUUCUGUCAGUCCAACAUGUAAUUGACUGUGCUGACUCUGGUACCUGUUAUGGAGGAGACCAUGCGGGUGUGUGGGAGUAUGCUCACAACCAUGGGAUUCCUGAUGAGACCUGUAAUAACUACCAGGCUGUUGACCAAGACUGCAAGCCAUUCAAUUCCUGUGGCACUUGUACAACUUUUGGGGAGUGCAAUGCUAUCCAGAACUACACAUUAUGGAAAGUGGGGGACUUUGGUGCUGUGAGUGGAAGGGAAGAGAUGAUGGCAGAAAUCUAUGCUGGAGGACCAAUCAGCUGUGGCAUCAUGACCACUCAGAAACUUCACGGGUAUACUGGCGGCUUGUACUCGGAGUAUGUCCAGUUUCCUGUCAUUAACCACAUUGUGUCAGUAACAGGCUGGGGUGUGGAAAAUGGCACUGAAUAUUGGAUUGUUCGCAACUCUUGGGGGGAACCUUGGGGUGAAAAAGGUUGGCUCAGGAUAGUGACCAGUGCCUACAAAGAUGGAAGUGGAUACUUGUACAACCUUGCUUUGGAAGAAGACUGUAUAGUUGGAGAUAUGAUCAUCCCCUUAACUUACCAAUAAAAGUUGAAGAUUA
Molecule: messenger RNA, 1007 nt
Organism: Xiphophorus couchianus (Monterrey platyfish)
Lineage: Eukaryota; Metazoa; Chordata; Actinopteri; Cyprinodontiformes; Poeciliidae
Product: cathepsin Z-like
Exons: 6
Coding region: 83-994 (303 amino acids)
Biological process (GO): proteolysis
Molecular function (GO): cysteine-type peptidase activity
Source: RefSeq, a predicted model, not a curated record